UGUGAAAACAAAGAUGUCAGCGCCCAUGGCAGACACUUUUGUAAGGGAAAUUGAGAAAAAUAACGAGGAAGUUAUUAAAAUUCAUCAACUUGAGAUUGGAGAUGUUGGUUGUGUCGUGUGGGAUGCUGCUCUCGUACUAUCCAAAUACUUCGAAACUGAAGAUUUUCUCAAAGGACAACUUCUCAAAGAAAAGAAUAUUGUAGAACUGGGAGCCGGUACCGGUGUAGUCGGGAUAAUAGCGUCUACAUUCGGGGCAAAUGUGACUAUAACAGACUUGCCAGAGUUUAUCCCGUUGAUUAACAUGAACAUUGCAGCAAACAAACAUCUUAUUACAGGCAACGCUACAGCAAAAACAUUAGUAUGGGGAACAGAUACAAUCACAGAUCAAACGUUUGAUUAUGUUUGUCUUGCUGAUUGUAUCUAUUAUGAACAGUCUUUGCAGCCAUUAGUUGAAACAAUUGCAGAUCACUGUAAUGGGAGCACGACAGUUUUAUGCUGUUACGAAAAUAGAGAAACCGAACACAAACUUGAACUGAAAAGGAAUUUUUUUGAGUUGAUAGAUGAAAAGUUCCACGUUGAAGAAAUUCCUUUACACAGACAGGAUCCUCAGUUUAGGAGUGGAGAUAUACACAUAAUGAAGUUUAAAUUAAAGAAUCCUUGAAAUGUGUAUUUUGUAAAUGUUGACCAGUCAAAAGGGAUAUGAUGAUGGGAGUAUUAAACAACCCUGACGGGCUAUACAGCCCUCGCACGGUCGGGAUACGCCAUUUACCAUCUAUUUAUACGUGAUUUAAACAUGGAAGAAAAUGUUGUUAAAUAACCGAUUGGUUGUGCAUUUACUCUGUUAAAUUAAUUUUACACACAAUUAAUUCUAUAGUAUACUACUAUGUCAACUAAUAAGCAUUAAGAUACAACGAGUGUCUUACUUGUUUUUGAACAAUCUUGAAUCUAAUUGGCAUAUAUCUCCUAUCAAGGAAGAGAUACUGUUGUUAAUUUUAGA
Molecule: messenger RNA, 997 nt
Organism: Mytilus trossulus (common blue mussel)
Lineage: Eukaryota; Metazoa; Mollusca; Bivalvia; Mytilida; Mytilidae
Product: protein N-lysine methyltransferase METTL21D-like
Exons: 4
Coding region: 14-661 (215 amino acids)
Biological process (GO): peptidyl-lysine methylation
Cellular component (GO): cytosol; cytoplasm
Molecular function (GO): protein-lysine N-methyltransferase activity
Source: RefSeq, a predicted model, not a curated record